This is a messenger RNA of Bombina bombina (fire-bellied toad), 12963 nucleotides long. RefSeq names its product PR/SET domain 2 (gene PRDM2). The record is from RefSeq and is a predicted model, not a curated record. Lineage: Eukaryota; Metazoa; Chordata; Amphibia; Anura; Bombinatoridae. Gene Ontology annotation, cellular component: nucleus. Bases 392 to 4675 code for a protein of 1427 amino acids. The transcript is spliced from 4 exons.
CGGUUAGGAAAUAUGUUGCUACAGCAGGGUACAGCUGUUUAUAAUCCCCAUCGCUAGUUCCACGCCCUCUGGCCCUGAGCCUGUUUCUCUUUCUGCUUUUGCUCAGCUCUCCGAUUUUUUUUUUGUUUAGUUGUAAUGUUCUAACAAUCUCACCUCUGAUUGGUGUUAUAUUUGUCUCUAUCUAAUUUUUCUAGCCAAUUGAGCUAGGAGAAGAGCUCUUAGUCUGGUACAAUGGGGAAGACAACCCAGAGAUAGCAGCUGCUAUUCAGGAAGAAAGAGCUGGCAGUCACCGGAGCAAGAAGAACUAAAAAAAGAGGAAAGAGAAGAAGAACACUCAGUUAUAAAGAGAGUAAACCUAAAUCCACAGGAAAAGAAGAGUGUUUCUGCAGAAAUGAAGGAUUCUGCUAAUGCUCCUAAUGAGAAUAAAAUAAAGCCUUUAAGUUCCCCAAUCCUGUCUCUUGAUGAGGCUGUGGUAAUCCAAGAAAUGGUGAAUCAGAAUGUCAUUCCUGAACUUAUUUCAGUUAUGUCCAAUGAACAGCACAAUAUAUCAGAAGAUAAAAAUGUUGACACUACUGUAACCAAACAGACAUUUGUUGACGACUUGCUUAAACAAUGUUCUGAAAAAUAUUCUGUAAAUUAUGAAGAAGAGCUUAAAAGUGUAUCUGAUGCAACACCAGACAGCUCCCCAAAAAAGAAACCUGCUAUUAAAACCACUAAAGCAAAGGCAGAAGUAAAUGGAGAUUUGCCAGAGACUAUGUUUCCGUGCCAACACUGUGAAAGAAAAUUUACAACAAAGCAAGGACUUGAACGCCAUAUGCACAUUCAUGUUUCCACAGUAAAUCAUGCAUUCAAAUGUAGGUACUGUGGAAAGGCAUUUGGUACUCAAAUUAACCGCCGAAGGCACGAGCGACGUCAUGAGGCAGGACCAAAAAAGAAACAGUUAAUUGUGUCUGCAACUACUACAUGUGCUGAAAAGCCCAAGCAAGUUGUUGAUUCUCUUAAAACAUCUGAUGAUAAUAGUACAGGACUGCUUUGUAAAAUAAUUAACUCUGACAAGGAAUCGUUACAUUCUACUCUUUCAGAUGGAAAUGGUGAUUCAAGAGAACCUCACCCGUGUAAGUAUUGUAAAAAGGUUUUUGGAACCCAUACAAACAUGCGAAGGCACCAGCGCCGUGUUCACGAACGACAUCUUAUUCCAAAAGGUGUGCGGCAAAAAGGGCAUCUUCUGGACAAUUCACAACUAAACUUUGAGCAAUCUUCUAUUGAAAAUAUAUAUGUGGCAAAUACAGACAUUGAAGAAGAUGUUGAAGCAGAUGAUGUAUACAUAAUGGAUAUCUCCAACAAUAUAUCAGAGAAUUUGGCAUAUUACAUUGAUGGUAAAAUUCAGUCCAGCACCAGUAGUAGUAAUUGUGAUGUAAUAGAAGUGGAAUCAAUCCCUGCAGAUGUGUUAGGACUUAAUUGUCUUCUUAAACCUAUUAAGGUUGAACUGUCUAACAAUGUAAAUCCCUUGCAAUGCAUAUCAGAUACACUGAAUGAUUCCCCGUGCAGUGCAAAAGAACAAAAAAAAAGAAGAACGAUUAGUCCUCCUCUGUUGUCACAAAUAAAAACAGAAGUGGAGCUUGAUCAAGUAACACCAUCCUGUUCUCUUAAUAUUCCUCUUAGUAUAUCCAUAAGUGAUAAUUCACAGUAUCAAAAAGAAAAAAGUGUAUACUUAUCUUCAAAACUGAAACAACUUCUUCAAAUGCAGGAUGGUAAUAAAUCUCCAUUAAGUCCUUCUUUAUUGUCAGAGGUGCCCAAGUUAGGAUCAACUUCAUCCUCCUCUUCUACAGUGAACAGGUUCAAAAGGCGUACAGCUUCUCCCCCUAGUUCACCACAGAACAGUCCAGCAUCUAAAGAACUUGUAAAGCAAAGUGAUGGUAAAACAACAUGGGGUGAUACACUUGGACCUAAAAUCCCUAAAUUAGAAAGUUGUGGCAGCUCACCUGUAUGGAGUUUAUCUGGGAAAGAAGAAAGAGAGAACACAAAUCUAUUGUUCUCUGAAGACACAAAAGCACCUAAAGACAGGACUUUAAAUGUAAUUGUUGGUCAUGCUUGCAACCAGCAACCUCUGGAUUUAUCAAGUGGAGUAAAACAGAAGUCAGAACACAGGAGCCAAUUACAAGCCCCAUGGGAAUCAGUGCUAGAUCUUAGCAUAAAUAGGAAGUCUCUUUGUGACACUGAUAUAAAGGACCCCAAAAUAACUAAUUUGCUACACCCGCCAUGUAUUGGAAUGAAAAAAAAGAAACCUACAACAUGUAUGUUGAAAAAAGUUCUACUAAAUGAAUAUGAUGAACUGGAGGUAUCAGGUGAAAAUGUUCAGCAAGUUGACACUCCAUUGUUGCUCUGUAAGACAGAUGAGCAAAAUAUUAUCUCAGACUUUGGUGUUGGUGCAUGUGAUGAAAUUGCUCUUUCUAGCAAUGUUUCACCCGCACUUCUUGAAACUGCUUGUGUUACGGCUUGUUAUUCACCACCUAUUCUUACUCCAUCAGAAGCACAUUCACCAACUCUGUGUCCUCCUUUUCGCCCUGAAGAUUCAUCACUGCCACCUAUUCUAUGUACUAAUCUACCUUCUCUCCCAGAUUCUUCUUGCAGUGUUCCUCCCACCCCAUCAUGGGCAUCACCACUCUCUGCCAGCACUCAGUCCCCACUUCCAGUUCUUUCUUGCACUGUAUCACCUUCUCAAUCACCCACUCAUACAGACGAGCCUUCAAUAUGUACUUCUCCUGGUCCUCCUACCCUUUCAUCAUCAUGUACUACUUCAUCAUCAUCACCAUCAUCAUCAUUAUUCUUAUUAUCAUCAUUAUCAUCAUCAUCAUCAUCAUCAUCAUCAUGCUCUUCUCCUCCACCAUUAUCUGUGGUUUCAUCUAUUGUAUCUCCAUCAUUACAUUCUGAAUAUUCUGCCACCACGUUUGUUAAACAGGAGAAAGAUGAGGAACAGAUCAUUUCAAAUGAAACUUUAAAGAUAAGUGACCAGGAAUUAAUUCUUGAAAGUUUAAAUAAAAGCUUUGUGUGUAAUGUUUGUGAAUCGCCUUAUGUUUCUAUCAAAGAUCUUGCCAAACAUAUAUAUGUACAUGCUGAAGAAUGGCCCUUCAAAUGUGAGUUUUGCGUGCAACUUUUUAAAGAUGUGAUAAAUCUCUCAGAGCAUCGCUUUUUGCUUCAUGGAGUUGGUAAAAUUUAUGUGUGCUCAAUAUGCAAGAAAGAAUUUGCUUUUCUUUGUAACUUACAACAGCACCAACAAGAUUUGCAUCCAGAUAAAGAUUAUAGUCAUUAUGAAUUGGAAAAUGGGACUCUUAGACCACAAAAUUUUACAGACCCCACUAAGACAAAUGUAAACCAUUGUCAAACGAUGGAUGAUGAUCCUAUGACUGCAUCUCCAGAGGAAGAUGGGGAUCUAAAUGACUCUUCAGAAGAACUUUUUUCAACAAUAAAAAUUGUGGCAUCUGGAGAAAAGUCUAAAGGACCAGAUGUCCGUAUGGGACUCAAUCAACACUAUCCCAGCUUUAAGCCACCACCUUUUCAGUACCACAAUAAAAAUCCAAUGGGUAUUGGAACAACAGCAACAAAUUUCACUACUCAUAAUAUUCCACAAACUUUUACUACUGCGAUACAUUGCACUAAAUGUGGAAAAGGUGUAGAUAAUAUGCCUGAAUUACACAAACAUAUCUUGGUAUGUGCUUCUGCAAGUGACAAAAAAAGAUACACUCCAAAAAAAAACCCAGUACCAUUGAAGCAGACUGUGCAGCCUAAAAAUGGGAUUGUGGUCCUUGAAUCUCCAGAAAAAAAUAAUUCAUUCCGACACAUGGGACAUCCAAAGAAACUGAACUUUACCUUUGAAAUCAGUAAAAUGUCAUCUAACAAACUCAAACUGAGUGCACUAAAAAAGAAAAAACAGCUAGUUCAUAAAGCAAUUUUACAGAAAAAUAAAUCGUCUAAAAGAAAGGUUGAUUUCAAAACAAAUGUAUUUUUAGAUAUAAAAUCACAUGUUUGCCCAUACUGUGACAGGGAAUUCACAUAUAUCAGAAGUUUAAAUAAACAUGCAUCAUAUAGUUGUCCAAAAAAGCCAGUUUCUCCUCCAUCCAAAAAGCAUGUUUUAAAAUCCACAAAAAAAGGAGCGGUUUCUUCUGCCAGAAAACAGAAAAGCAGUUUCACACGGCGGACAGCAGAUGCAGAAAUAAAAAUGCAAAGCACAGAAGUACAGUUGGGCAAAACUAGAGCCAGAAGUCUAGCACCUACGCAGAUACAGUUACCUUCAAUAUCAAUCAAGUCCAAACAAAUUGAGAAUUAUGUUCCCCAAGUUAAAUCCAAAAAGCAGCAAGUUUCUGUCUUAAACUCUAGCCCUAUGAGGAUGACCAAAAGUAACUCAUUAUUUGAAGUAAAAAGAAACAAAAAUAUCACAUUUAGUAGUUAUUCGCAUGUUUUGGGCAAAGCACCUCAAAAACUGCAUGCCAAAGUACAAAACAUUAAGCCACAAAAUAAGUUGUAUUACAAAAAGAAAAAAAUAGAUAAAAUCAGCAGUAAAUCUGGAGACCGAAUUGGUGGACCUGUCACAAGAAGCUCUCGACUAUCUCUCAGUAAAAAUGUGCAAGAAAAGAGAGAGGAUGCCUUUGGAAAACAAGAAUCAAGGGGCCCACAUUAAAUGUGUAGUCUUGAUCUUCUGUAAAUCAUGGAAUUGCUGUUGCAUGCUGAAGCUUAAAUAAGAAAUAUGCACUACAAGAACAAACAAGAAAAAGCUAAUUAAACUGCAUCUGACAAAUCAUCAAUUUUUUGGCGAAACGUAUAACUUAAGUACCUUACAUCUUCAUCUGGCAUGUUAAACUCAACUGCUUAUUCCAAGAUGAUUGAAAAUGCUAAUCUGAAAGAUAAUUUUUGCCAUAAUUAAAAUGGUUUAAUAUUUGUUCUUUGAACUGGAGUACAUUUUAUGCAUGGAACCGUGAUCCUGCAUUUUGUCUCUGCAAUGCCCACUACCCCUACCCUUUUUAAAUGCUGGCAAUUCAGGGUUUUCAAAUAUAUUGCUACAUUUGACACAACUACUUUAUUUUACCAAAUCAGUUCAAACAUUUGUGUUUUUAAUAAAUUUGUCAAAUUAAAACAAAUUUAAAAUUAGUUUUUUACUGGUAAAAUAAAAAAUUUUUUUAGCUUUUGUAUAUGAUUUUACCUGAAAACCCAUUUUUACAGUUUUAGAUUUAGUGUAGUCUGUUGCAUUAUGAUAUUGUUUACAUUAUUUCUUUUAAACAAUAUUAAAUCAAAUAAUGGUAUUAUAAAACAUUGCUUGUAAUUAAGGUUACUUAAACAUUGCACAACUCGGUUAAUCUUUGUUUUUUAGAUUAGUUGAAAGUGUUUGGCAGUUAACAUUGUUAAUGCAUAUUUUGUUCACAUUUUGAUAGAGGUAAUGCUUCAUUCAAUAUUGGCAUUUGCAUUUAUAUCUCGCUUUUGUUAUAAGUUUUAAAAAGUAAACUACCUCCUAGAUUAUUGUUCAGUGCUUUUUUGGUAAAUUUGUGCCACUUUAUCGCUUUCACUGUCAUUCCCAUUUUAUUACAUUUCUACAAUGGGGAAUUUAAUGUUCAGAAACUGUAUAAAGCAUUUGUAAUAAGUAAAGUAAAAACAAUUUAAAAAACUAUUUAAAAAUAUUUAAAUUGUUUUAAAAAUGUCAAACGUAUUAUGUGAUAUCUGUUUAGCAGCUGUAUUGGGGACGUUAACCUUAAAGACUCGUACUGAGUUUUGCAGUUUUGUUUUUUUUUGUUUGUUUUAUAUUUUACAUUUAAGUGGACAAGUGAUUUAAAAUUAUUAUAUAAAUAAUGAAAGUUUGGAAAUUGGAUAUAUAAAAAUGUUCACUGAUUUUAAAACUUGCAACAUUGACAGAUCUAUUUUACGUAGAAAUAUAAACUAAAAUGUGGUCUGCUAUUUUUAUUCUGGCAUGGUAUCUUGUGACUUUCAGAUGUGUUUUAAAAUGGAAAAAAAAACUUUUAUGCUGAUUCAAGCACUUAACUUUAUAGAGGGGGCUACCAGGAUAACUUUUAUAUACUUACAUUCAAUAAAAAAAACUUUAUUAAGCCAAAUAUGAACGUCAUUUGUGGCAGUCUAUUAUUUGUACAGAUCGCUUAAGGUGAUAAUUCUCUCUUUUACUUGUCUUUGCGAUACUAGGUGGAAAAUAAUUAUUUUUUUAUAUUGUUUAAAAUAAAGCAUACUGACAUUUUUAAAUUUAUUUAUUACUAUAUAACUUAGUCCAAAACAGAUUAUUAUCAUGUUCUCUGUAUUGUUCAGAUUCAAGGUUAUUAUAUAGGAUAGAACUACAGAUCCAUUGAUAAUACAUAGAGUAAUUAUGGUUUUACUAUGGUAUGGUAUGGUAUACUGUGGUGCCUAUUCUGCAUUAAUAAAUCUUCUUUCAUGAGACGUGAGAGUCCAUUAGCCAUCACAUAUGGGAUUGAUCUCCAGUCCGCCAUUAGGAGGCGAAAACACUCAACAUGAAAGUUUUUAAUCCCUCCCAUAAACCCUCGGUCUUUUUUUUUCUCUCUCCAGCAAGGAGUGUUAGGAUAUGUUAGCCUUACCGACGCCAUCUUGAUCUUAAUUGCCAUUUUGUCUAAGGCAUCCAUCUUGUCUUGAAGAGUUUAUUAUGUAGUGAAAAAUAUGCUGAUGUUAGUAAGAAUUGUAUAAGUUAGGAUGGCCUUGUAAAUGUUCCUGUUGAUGCGCCUGGAAGUCUGUUAUCUAGGUAAGAUGCCCAAACGGCCUUGCUUUGGGCUGAGCUAUGCGCCCAGAUGUAUUUUUGUUACUGUUAUAAGAAAUACUCCUUCAUACUCCUCUUUCACUCAAUUAUUUCAAUAAGCUUAUUUUGUUCAUGAAAUAUGAUAUGAUGUAGUUAUGAAUAAGUCACUUUUUAACCCUAUAUGCUGUAAUUAUUGCCUAUAAGAAGUAUUGUGCAUCUUCUAAUAAACAGAGCAGAUGUUAGACUGAUUGCUGCGUGGUCUGAUUUCUGUUCUCUGGGAUAUCCUGUUAUCAAAUAACCCAUUCCUUUCCAGCUGAUACGGUGUGUUCCAGGCCAAGCGCUGACUGACACUCCCCCCCCCCCUGAAAAUAACACCUAACAAUUCUGGUGUCAGAUCUUGGGAUUCGCACUGGGUAAGUAGAUAAGUGUUUUUUUACUCUACUUUUCCCUCUGUGAAUCUGAACCUAAAUUUGUAUUAUUUUUUCAUUUUUUUUAAAAAGGUGUUAAUGAUAUAUGUAUAUAUAAAGAGUUAAAGUCCUUUUAUAAAGGGUUAAGGGGUUACUGCGGUAAAAGUGCAGGUUUUUGCGGAGGUUCCAGUCCUGCCGGCAUUUGUAUUAACUCCUCUAGACAGGUUUACAGUCCUGCUAGUGUAGACAGGUGUGCAGUCCUGUCUGGUGAAGCACGCAAGAGAAAAAGUUAGCGUGCAUUUGACGGGCGGUUUAAGUCCCCCGUGCAAGUUGGCAUCGCUGUGUUAUGGUGAGUUAGAGUCUCAUCUGUGUUGAAGUUUUUCAAAUAUAUUCCUAUAGUAGAGUUUUGUUACCUAUCACUGGAAUUGAAUUGGUAUUUGGUGCUGCUUUUGCUUGAUUGCUUAUGCUGAGACUGCCAUAUUACUGUGCUGUGCUUAGAAAAUAUUAAGUAAUUGUGCAUUUUAUCACUGCUGCUGCUAUUUUUGUGUUGUGGAAAUGGGUCUGCUCAUAGUACAAAUUGUGAUAGUAAUGCUGAGAUUCAGAAAUGUAAUAUUAAGUAUAAAUCUGUUCAGCAUGUACACAGAGCAGGUGGAGGAUACUGUUGUUGCAGCAUUAGUAGCUAAGAAAGUGCUAACGUUUUCUGUUUAGGACAGAAGCAGUGUAGACAGAGGAAUGUCCACUCCAGAGGGAGGGGGACGGGAGGGGGGGAUUUCACACAGAUCACAGCUCUGUAGGUUCAGUGAGGAAGCUGGCUCCUGGGUUCACUAGUGCUGUGGGCGAAGAAGGGGGGCCACUGAGCACACACACCAGAUCACAUAUUCAGAGAACAAACAAAAAAAAUGUUACAGAAGCUCCGUUUGUAAAACUUUCUUUUGUUGUAUGUGUGUUUGCAGUAACGAAACAGAGAUUCUGUGUAUUUUAUGUGUAAUGAGUGUUGGUCUGUCGGUUCUCACUGUGUCUUGCAUGACGUGUAAAAGAUUUACUCUAAACAAAAAAAAAUCUGAGGAUGUAUUACCCUGUUUAAAAUUUGUUUGUCUCAAUCUGUUGAGAAAAUGGCCAUACCUUGAAACUUCGGACACUUUCAAAUACAUUUUAAAUUUGGUGGAAAGUUAAUCUUAUUGUAUUCCUAAAUGUCUUUGCUAUGUUAUGAAAUAUAUGUUUUCCUGAAAGAAAGAUACUGUUAAUGUGUUUUCUGUGUCACUAAAAGUUUGAUGUAUGUUGAAAUUGCUUUAGAAUAAAUGUUGGAAGUGAAUUUAUGGUAUGCAAGUUGAUAUGAGCUUGUGUGUGUAUCGCUGUAAAAAUGACCUUGGUGCAUUUUUCGUUCUGAAUGGUAAUUAAUUAGGCUAGUUUCUUAGCUAAGACAUCGGACAUUGUAUGAUGUAUUUUAAAGUGUUAUUGUUGUAACUUGAUUUUAAAGUCAUAUGUAUGUUCUUAAUUAUGUGUGCUAUUAAUAGCAUUUUUUAUUUUUAAGUGAUAUUUGUUUUGUGCAAAUAAAGAUUGUCUACCUGUUGCGGCAUAUAAAUGUAUUGUUUUUGCAAGUGAACUAAUUAAGGGAUUUGUAAAUGUGCGGAUGUUUGUGUGACUUUCGGUCACGUUCUGGUAAAUGAAAAAGAUUAACAGGUUGAUUCAAGUAUGUUGUGGGAGUAAUGUAAGAUUCAUGCAAGGAGUUAAAAACAGGAAAAUAGAAAAGACUAUACUCUGUAUGCUAUUAAAGUAUAUAAAGUAUCUGGGUCUAUUUCUGUUGUAAGUAAAUUAAUUCAGUAGAAGUUUUAAUAUAAAUGAGUAUUAUUUAUGCUGUGAUGGCUCUAAUUUAAAUAUGCAGGUUAUGUUACAGUAAAGAAGUAGAAUUUUAAUGGUAAAUAAGACAAGUGUCUUAAUCAUAGCUAGGGUAUACAUAUGUAAUAUACAUGUUAUAAAUGGUCAGUCCUUAAAGGGACAGUUCAAUGAUUUGUUAUUUCAGCUGUGUAGUAUAAAAAAAGUAGGAGAAAUUGUAUUUUCAGGUUUAUUUGUAUAUAUGAAGUAGUUGCUUUUGGGCUUUUAAAUCACAGCCUAUUACAAUGGGCUAAGUUUCAGGGUAUAGCAUAUCUCAUUGUCCUUAUCUGAUAUUUGUCUGGAAAACAGGCUAUUUGUAAACAAUUAAAGGCACUCCAUCAGGUGAGAUGGAUCAUUGGGAACAAUUUAAAUGGGACAUUUUUGGAUAAACUGUCUUUUUAAUCUAUUAGUGUACAUUCUUAUUAUUCCUUUGUAGAAAGCUCAUUUUUGUCGUAUACAAUUGUUAUAUUUAGUCAGAGAGCUGCAAAAUGGUGAAUAUCAAAUUAUAUAAAAAAAAACUUAAAUCACAUAAUUGUGUAUUUAUUAAAUUUCUGGUUAUGUAAAAGUAUAGACUGGAUUCUAGAGCUUUUCACAAAUUAUUUGUGCCAAACAUGAUUUAUUUAACAGUGGAUUUGCACUGUGCAUGCAAGCAGGGGCUAUAUAGAACAGUGGCUGUACCAUUAUUAUCUGACCUUUCCCAGAAUAUAGUACUUAGGUGUUUGUGUGUUCCUUUGUAAAGUUAUGGUUAGGGAUUUAAUUUGUAAAUAUGUAACUAGAGAUUAUUGAUCUUCUGAAGUGAUUGCAUUAUUAGUAUGAUCUCAUAGUUUUGUGCAUGGUAGAAUUUGCAGAACCAGGGCAUAGACGGUUGUUAUAGGAUUUUAAUUAUUUGUAGUGUUUUGCGAGUGCUAUGUUUCAGUGAAUGUAAGUAUAUGUGUUGAAUUUCAGGUUAAUUGUGGUUGUUAAAAGUUUUUCUUGGCUGUUAAUGUUUUUUGUUUUGUGGAAUGGACAGUUGGUUUUAAGUGUUUUCUCAGAGAAUGUUAUGUUUUUAUUUUUAGUGAAUGCGUGUGGAAGGGUGCUGUAUGCAUGGAAUAUUGAGGUUUAUUUGAUUUUGCCUGAUGUUAAGAAUAGUAUACUACGGAGUGCAUGAAUUGUCUUUUAGUUUGCUGUUAUAUUGUGUUUGCGUGACACAUAGGGUGUUUCACGCGAACAAAGGGGAAGUAUUGAUGAGUAUUGAUGAGUAUCUUUAUCUGAUUUGGGUGAUUAUUUUAAGUAAGAAAAUUAGCCUAAAAUGUUUUUAUUUUUCUAUUUUGUUCUUAACACAAUAUUUGUAUUUGCAGGAUGAGAUCAUGAAGCUGUAUCCAGAGAGUAAAAACACUAACUGAAUUAUUUUUGAGUUUUUCAUAUUUAGGUAAAAUCUGUACAGAUAAAAUUCCAUAGUGCACUCUCCAAAAAAUUGAAGAUUGAAUGCAAGUAAACCUUUUAAACAAAGAAAUGCCUGGUGCCUAGGUGAAGAAAAGAAAAAAAGAAGAUAAAAUACCUUUUGUCGAGUUUGUUUUAACCACCAUACUGCAGUAAAAGUUGCUGAACUAUCUUUGGAUCCAUUCUUUGCUUUGCACGCUGGUACCAGCCCCAGAACUGGACUCUGGGUAAUCUAUGACUGUUUCCUAUGAUGUGUGUCUUCAGAACAUAAAGACUAUCCUUCUAUGGAAUGUGCCUUGCCUGUUGGAAUUGAGGACCUGUUACACUGUUAGAGUCAUCCACAGUUAAAUUAGGGGAGUAUUGUUUUAACUUGUUUACUUAUAUUGCUUGUUUUGUAUUCUCUUGUAAUUGUGUUAUUUUUGUUGAUCAUAUUAGUUAUAAGAAAUCAUAUAGCUUUGUCUGCAGAAAAGUAUGCUUUAUUUAUAUUAGUACACAUUGUAGUUUAUGUACUUAAACAAAGUAACCCUCUAGAUAAGUGUAACUCUAAACUUUGCAGUAUUGUAACCUAUAGAAUGGCCCACUGAGUAUAGAGAAUAUGUUUGCACCUUUAUAGUUUAAAGAAAAUGAUUCAAUAUAUCAGAAUAUUCUAGACCCUUCACCAUUGUAGAACACAGAAGGCUCACCCGUGUUUUUAGGAGUAGUAUAAAGUAGUAUAAUUAUAGUUAUAUUGAUGGUAUAUUUUCUACUUACAAUGGCUCCUAUUGGAGCUGUGUUAUGAAAGCAAAUGUAUUUUUUCCUUUUUUUAACUGGUAUGGUAUCUACAAUUUGAGUUUUGUAAAGGUUUGUCAAUUAAAGGAAUUAUCUUACCAUAAGGAUGUGUUUACCUUUAAAAGAUUUUGUAGUUUUAAUAAUGUUAUGAUUGUAUUCUUUCCUCAUACAGGAGUGCGAGAGAAUUUAGGUUGCAUAAAAUAAUUAGUAAACUAGUAGUGUUUAUAUCAGAUGAGACUGCUGACUAUUAAGAUCAUAGUUGGAGAAUUAUAAACAUUACAGAUAGUAGCUUUGCAGAAUAAAGGAACACUAGGUUAUUUGUUUUAGUAGUUCAAAGAGAAAGUGUGAAGAAAUUAAUUUUAAAGAAAAUAUUUUUAUUGACUGUUUUACUUUUCAUUUUUGUUGCAGGGCAGGCCUUAGCAUAAGUUACUUAGCAUAGCCAUACAGCCUCUUGAUGAAGUCUAGCAGUUUUCACUUGCUUAGUAUUCAUGAAGUAUCAUUUAAAUUGUAUAGAGAAGCUGUGAGUUAUUCUCUGUAAAAGUUUCAAUGUAUUUACUUUGUAUUAUAUAUCCACAAUGUUUUUCUGGUUUUAAAUGACAUAGGACAAGUUAAGCUAUUAAAGGAAUGGUGAUGCUUACAAAAAGGUGAAAGAAGUUUUAUUUGGACAUAAUUGUGAUUGUAUCAGGGUGUGUGCUCAUCUUGUGCUGUUUUGUUUCCUUCUUAGACUCCUUCUGACUCGAGUGUCUGCUUGCUAUGAGGAUCCACUGGCUUUCCUUGUCUACCCCAUGAACAAUCCAUCAGACUUCUGCAUCUACCUGCAGAAGAACACUGGAUAAGCACCCCUACUGCAAAUGGACUAUGGUAUUGAAGCAGAGUGUUUGAGGAAGGUGGAGCUCUAAGAGGACAAAGACUGUUCAUAAAGUGAUCAGAGGCCACCCAGAGACACUGUGCUGUUCCCAUGUCAGGCUUCACUGUGGAGAAUUUACAGAGCAAGAGACUGUCGGAAAUAUUGGGGGGUGCUAGCAAUGCAGGUGGAGAAAUAAAGAUGCAGCAUUGUUUGGGGGUAGAUAGGGGGCUGGUUGGGUCUUUGUGCAGAUAGACCAGUAGUUUGGGGGUGCUGGGAGGUAGACGGAGAGUAUUGGAGGGGCCAUACCUAUGUGCAGUGACAAAUUGUGCCCUAUUGGCCUAUAAAAUUAUAGCAGUAAAUGUGAAUACAUUUCUCUACAGUAUUCUGACAUAGAUUCUUGUUAUACCAAAGUAUUAGGCUUAUAUUUUUGUUAAAAGAUUUACUAAUUUUCUGCGCUUUUCUAUUUUUAUGUUAUUCUGUUAGAAUAAAAGAGGGGUAUGUUAGGAUAUGUUAGCCUUACCGACGCCAUCUUGUUCUUAGUUGCCAUUUUGUCUAAGAAGAGUUUAUUAUGUAGUGAGAAAUAUGCUGAUGUUACUAAGUAUUGUAUAAGUUAGGAUGGCCUUGUAAAUGUUCCUGUUGAUGCGCCUGGAAGUCUGUUACCUAGGUAAGAUGCCCAAACGGCCUUGCUUUGGGCUGAGCUAUGCGCCCAGAUGUAGUUUUCUUACUGUGAUAAGAAAUACUCCUUCAUACUCCUCUUUCACUCAGUUAUUUCAAUAAGCUUCUUUUGUUCAUGAAAUAUGGUAUGAUAUGAUGUAGUUAUGAAUACGUCACUUUUUAACCCUAUAUGCUGUAAUUAUUGCCUAUAAGAAGUAUUGUGCAUCUUCUAAUAAACAGCACAGAUGUUAGACUGA